AAACUUUCACAUUAAUAGCCGUAUACGAGCCUAGCACGGGGACCGUGCAUACUUGGUCAUUGCGUGUGGUGUUGGCGUUUAGUUGGUUUAGUGCGGUGACUGCCCACGCGUAAGCAAUGUCUGGAGACAAACAAAACGUGCUUUCGAUCUCCAUGCUUGACAUCGGAGCCCUCGCACAGUUGAAACAGCAUAUUGAACAGGAACUCGAUUUCUUCAGUACCUCGUUGCAGCAGCUUAAAGCUGCACAGACGAAGUUCCAGGAAUCAGAAGGAUGCCUGGAUAUGCUGAAACCCUCGUGCGAAGGAAAAGACAUCCUUGUGCCUUUGACAAGCUCCAUGUAUGUACCUGGUAGACUCGUGGAUGUCAACAAAGUCACUGUUGACAUUGGAACUGGCUACUAUGUGGAAAAGGACGUCAGUGCAUCGAAGGACUAUUUUAAGCGACGAGUCAAGUAUAUCACAGACCAAAUGGAAAAAAUACAGAAAGUUGCUCAGGAGAAGGUGGCACUUCGAGAAGCCAUUGUUGAAACCAUGGACAAGAAGAUCCAGGCAACUUUUGCUGCUCAAGCUGCUGCAGCUGCACCCAAAAGUUGAGACAUGCUGUCACAAGACUUGUACUACUAUUUAUGCUGCUAUAGUGAUCCUUCUACAGAUCAAAAUAAAAGCCUAAGAAAUUU
Molecule: messenger RNA, 676 nt
Organism: Rhipicephalus sanguineus (brown dog tick)
Lineage: Eukaryota; Metazoa; Arthropoda; Arachnida; Ixodida; Ixodidae
Product: prefoldin subunit 5
Exons: 5
Coding region: 117-593 (158 amino acids)
Biological process (GO): protein folding; regulation of DNA-templated transcription
Cellular component (GO): prefoldin complex; cytoplasm
Source: RefSeq, a predicted model, not a curated record